AUGGCGACGGAGAAGGAGACUGAAGACUUACGGCUUCAACGUACAGGAGAACCGAGUCUCCAAGGGUCGGUACCCUUGGGCAAUGAUGAUCCCAGUCCACAGGGGAAACAGCAAAAAGGAUUGAGGCUUCCUCAACAUCCAACUGAUGCAGCCAACAUGGCUAGGGUGGUGCCACUGGUGACGGGAGGGCUUUGUCACAAUGGUAAUGGUCGACGAGCAGAUACCAGGGCUCAUGCGCAAGACAUGGAAGAAGGCAAGGAAGAAGAAAAUAUUGCGAUUCCCUCCUUAGAAGAGAAUAUUGUGAUUCCCUCGGAAGAAGACCAGCAACGCCAAGAGAACAGUGAAGGCCAUCUGCAGGAGGACAAAGUGCAAGAACCAGAUAAUGAUAGUAUUGGUACAGACGACAACAGACAAGAUAGUACUGGGAAUGCUCACACAGGCGAUCGGGAAAGUGUUCCAGGGGCAGUACCCUCGGGAAAUGAUGCUCCCAGUCCACAGGGGAAACAGCAAAAAGGACUAAGACGCCCUCAACAGCCAACUCAUGCUGCCAAUACUUCACGAAUGACGCCACUGGUCAAGGGAGGGCUUCGUCGCAAUGGUAAUGGUCGACGAGCAAAUGCAAGGGCAACCCCUGUGCAAGAAGGACAGCCAUCGGGAGACAUCGAGGAAGGCAAGAGACAAGAAGAAGAUGUCCUCAAUGUUACAUCCAAUGAGUAUCGGCAGGAAAUUUUUCAUGGCGAAGAAAAGCAGCAACCAGAAGAUGAUGUGGAUAUCGCGAGUGGACAGGAGGAUCGUGGAUUCAAUAAUGACGAGGGAAAUCCUCACUUGGCUGUUGCCUAUCUGGUGGACGAAGAGGACGAUGGCGAAAAGAAGGACGAGGAUGAAAGUAAGGAUGAUGAUGACAAGGUUGAAAUAGUUGUGGCUGCACCUGUCAGGCAAUCCUAUUUCUGGCGGGCCGUGGCCAUCUUGGCUCUCAUGUUGGCGAUCUUGGCUAUCGUCCUCGGAGUUUUGCUUAGCCCAGGGGCCAAAAUCCAAAUCCAUUCUCCACAACUUCUGCAAACCCGUCGCCUAAACCCUCAGUGGCACCAACAGGUGCUCCCUCCGUGGGUCCAACGGCUUCUGCAAUGCCGUCAUCAGAUCCGUCAAUGUUGCCCAGUCCAGUUCCAAGCCAAAGUCCUUCAUUUCCAGGUUUGUCCACACAAGGUUGCCUCUGGAGGCUCCAAUUUUUCAUCAUCCCUUUCUAACAGCGGGCGCCAUUUGCAUCCACACUUUAUAUUGUUAGCUGUGAACAGCUUUGCUGAACUCAAGGCAGCCGUAGAUUCUGGUUUGUACAGUUUUGAGGAAUCUCAAUACGGAGCCAUUGAGCUCUGGGACAUCAGUCGAGUUCUCUCUCUGCAGGGCCUUUUCUUGGACAAGGAGAACUUCAAUGAAGAUAUCAGCUCAUGGGAUACCAGUGGUGUUACCAGCCUAUAUGAAACCUUCAAGGGUGCAAUUUCUUUCAAUGGUGAUGUCAGUUCAUGGGAUACCAGCCAAGUCACAACAAUGUACUCUACCUUCUAUGGCGCAACUUCUUUCAACGGGAAUAUCAGUGCAUGGGUCAUAAGUAGUGUCACAGACCUGCAAGGUUGUUUUAACCAGGUCACUUCCUUCAAUGGUGAUAUUGGGUCUUGGGAUACAAGUGCAGUGGCAGAUAUAACAGCAACGUUCAAAUCAUCUUAUUUUAAUGGUGAUGUCAGUUCCUGGGAUACCCGCAGUGUGACAAGCUUGCGGCAAACCUUCAGUUAUGCUACAUUUUUCAAUGGCGAUCUCAGUUCCUGGAAUACAACUAGUGUCACAAGCUUGCUUAAUGCCUUCACUGGUGCAACCUCCUUCAAUCGUAAUCUCAGUUCCUGGGAUACCAGCAAGGUCUCAAAUCUUCAUCAAACUUUCAAUGGUGCAACCUCUUUCAAUGGUGAUCUGAGUAGAUGGGAUACAAGCAGGAUCACAACCAUGUAUGAAACCUUCAAGGGUGCAACCUCCUUCAAUGGUGAUCUCAGCUCAUGGGACACAAGUAGCGUCGGGAGCUUUAUAGGUUGUUUCAAUAGGGCAAAUUCCUUUAAUGGCGAUAUCAGCUCUUGGGAUGUGAGUGCAGUUACAAGUAUGGAUGCAAUGUUUAAGCUCUCCUGGUUCAAUGGGGAUAUCAGUUCCUGGGAUACCAGUCGUGCAAGAAACUUUGGUCAAGUUUUCUAUGGUGCAGCCUUUGACGGUGAUCUCAGUGCAUGGAAUACUAGCAGUGUUACAACCAUGGAAGGAACAUUCUUUGGAGCGACUUCUUUCAACGGUGAUCUUUCCAACUGGGAUGUUGCAUCUGUAGUGAACUUUCACAGUAUGUUUGAAGGUGCUUCUUCAUUUGAAAAUGACUUGUGUGCUUGGGGUACCAAGAUCAGAGGAACACCUCGUGUCACCAAUAUGUUCACUAGAACAUCCUGUCCCGAAGAGGCAACAGGCACAGACUUGGGAGCAACUCCUAGAGGCCCCUUCUGCCAUUUCUGUCCAUAA
Messenger RNA from Seminavis robusta, 2538 nucleotides. The record is from the annotation of a GenBank genome assembly. NCBI's taxonomy places the organism in Eukaryota, Bacillariophyta, Bacillariophyceae, Naviculales, Naviculaceae.